GGGUGCCUGACGGUCGCUGGGCGGCGAGCGGCGGCGAUGGCGACCGCGAUGGCAGCGACGGCGGCGGAGCGAGCGGUGUUGGAGGAGGAGUUCCGCUGGCUGCUGCACGACGAGGUGCACGCCGUCCUCAGGCAGCUGCAAGACAUCCUCAAGGAGGCCUCUCUCCGCUUCACUCUGCCCUGCUCUGGCACCGGCACGGAGGGUCCUGCCAAGCAGGAGAACUUCAUCCUUGGCAGCUGUAGCACAGACCAGGUGAAAGGCGUGCUCACUCUGCAAGGGGACGCGCUGAGCCAGGCGGAUGUGAACCUGAAGAUACCCCGGAACAACCAGCUGCUGCACUUCGCCUUCCGAGAAGACAAGCAGUGGAAGCUGCAGCAGAUCCAGGAUGCCAGGAACCAUGUAAGCCAAGCCAUUUACCUCCUUGCCAACCGGGAUGAAAGCUACCAGUUCAGGACGGGAGCAGAGGUCCUCAAGCUGAUGGACGCUGUGAUGCUGCAGCUGACCAGAGCCCGCAACCGGCUCACCACCCCGGCUACCCUUACUCUGCCUGAGAUCGCUGCCAGUGGCCUCACGCGGAUGUUCGCCCCUGCCCUGCCCUCUGACCUACUAGUCAAUGUGUACAUCAACCUCAACAAGCUCUGUCUCACCGUGUACCAGCUGCACGCCCUGCAGCCCAACUCCACCAAGAACUUCCGCCCAGCUGGAGGCGCCGUGCUCCACAGCCCUGGGGCCAUGUUCGAGUGGGGCUCCCAGCGUCUGGAGGUGAGCCAUGUGCACAAGGUGGAGUGUGUGAUCCCAUGGCUCAACGAUGCCCUAGUCUUCUUCACAGUCUCCCUGCAGCUCUGCCAGCAGCUCAAGGAUAAGAUCUCCGUGUUCUCCAGCUACUGGAGCUACAGGCCUUUCUGAACAGAACCCCCAAGAGUCUGUCCACCUGGGACAGACAAGGGACCACCUUGUCCCUCUCAGCUAUCCCCUCUCGGAGUGUUGGCCAGAGCCGGGCAGCAUGGGCUAUUUAUUUUCGUCUUUACCCCAUCCUGCCCAUCAUUUUUGCACAGAUGGAAAUGAACACUGGAAUCACUAAAAAGAAGGGACGAAGGCUUGCUUUUCAUUUUGCGGAGGGGGGUGGUCAGGAAGGCGGAGCAGAGAUGUGGCCCACAUUCCAAACCCUCCCUCCCUGCAGGCGGAAACCUUUGGACUCUGGGUGGGGCCAACCCCAGGGCUCUCCUUCCGCCUCCUUUUUCUGCUUGCUGAGCUGACCUUGGAUGGUGAAGGGUAGCCAUGCACACCCCCUCCAUGGAGGGUGAGGAGUGGGUGGCGACCCUAAGCUGUGAGU
Puma concolor (puma) is the source of this 1333-nucleotide messenger RNA. RefSeq names its product rogdi atypical leucine zipper (gene ROGDI). The record is from RefSeq and is a predicted model, not a curated record. Gene Ontology annotation, cellular component: RAVE complex. NCBI's taxonomy places the organism in Eukaryota, Metazoa, Chordata, Mammalia, Carnivora, Felidae.